AUGUCGUUUACUCGUCAAGAUUUUUUAGCAUUGGAACAUUUAUUAGCAAACGAUAAUCAUGAAAAUCGUAAAGCGAUGAUAAAUUUUAUGGCCUCUGAUCCAAUUUAUAUACCAAGAUACAAUGUUUCUUUGGAAUUUGAAAGAGAAUUGGCUUUACAAAGAUUAAAAAAAUUGGCUGAUCAAAAAUUCAUUUCUGUUCUUGACUUUGAAAAAAAUCCAUUGAAUAUCUUUGCGGCACAUGAAAUUGCAGGAAUGGUUGAUGGAUCAAUGGGCACAAAGAUGACAGUUCAAUGGAAUUUAUUUGGUGGAAGCGUUAUAAAAUUAGGAACAGAACGGCAUAGACAUUUGCUACCAGGAAUUGAUAAUUUAAACGAUAUAGGAUGUUUUGGAUUGACAGAAUUGGGAUUCGGAAACAAUGCGGUCGAGAUGCAGACCACGGCGAUUUUUGAUGAAGGUAGCCGUGAAUUUAUCAUCAAUACUCCGUCCACUUUGGCACAAAAAUAUUGGAUUACAAAUUCUGCUGUUCAUGCUAAAUGGGUAAUUGUAUUUGCACAAACUUUUAUUCGUGGUCAAAAUGAAGGUAUUCAUGCAAUACUUGUAAGACUUCGAGUUGUUAUUGAAGACAUGGGUGUUAAAUUUGAAUGCAAUGGUGUUGAUAAUGGUAAAUUGUGGUUUAAAAAUGUAAGAGUACCAGUAGAUAAUUUAUUGAAUAGAUUUUCAAAUAUCGAUGAAAAUAAUAAAUUUACAAGUUUAAUUCCUAAUAGAAGAGGACGGUUUUUAAAAGUAGCAGAUCAAUUACUUUCUGGUAGAUUAGCGAUUGCUUCAUUACAUACAGGUGGAUCUAAAGUUUGUCUGGCGAUUGCAUUUCGUUAUGCUAAUUCAAGAUUAGCAGUUGGUCCAACUGGUAAAAGCGACACACCAAUUUUGAAAUAUCAAUUACAACAAAAUGCAUUAAUCCCACUGCUAGCACACACAAUAGUCUUGAACAUUUUUCUAAAUUAUUGUAAACAAAGAUGGUCAAUAUUUUCUACAUCACCGUUAAGUUACCGAUUGAGCAACAAUAAUGAAUCAUCGGAAAUUGUAAGAUUAUGUUGUGUGGUAAAGCCAUUGAUUACUUGGAAUAGUGAAAGAGUUGCUAGUAUUUGUAGAGAAAGAUGUGGGGGUCAAGGAUUUAUGGGUAUCAAUAGAUUUGGUAAUUAUAUUGGCUUUUCUCAUGCUGGUAUGACCGCUGAAGGUGAUAAUAGCGUAUUGAUGCAAAAAGCAGAUGUCAAUUCAGGAAAAUAUAAGUUGCCUGUUGUAUCAGAUUUUAAAAAUUCUAAAUCAUGGGAUUUAAAUAAUUUGGAAAAUCAAUUGAAAUUACUUAGAUUAAGAGAACAAAUUUUAGUAAAACAACUUGAUGACAAUAUGGCUAAAGGUUUAUCAACUGGCAGUUCAAUUUUCGAAGUAUGGAUGUUAAAUCAAUCAGAUCUUGUACAAUCAGUUGCAAAAGCACACGGUCAUAGAAUUGCAAUGGAACAAGCAUUAUUAGCGAUUGACGAUAAAAGAUUACAUCAAACUAAUGGUACGAAAAUCUUAUUGAAAAAUAUAACCACUUUGUUUGGAUUGAAUUUGUUAGCUACGAAUAUGUCUUGGUAUUUAACGAGCGAAUUAAUUAGUAUUGAAAAAGCAAAAUUGCUUGAUGAAUUGAUCACUGCUAGUAUUAAGGUAUUGUCGCCACACAGUCUUGAUAUUGUUAAUUCGUUAGGCGCUGAUGAAAGAAUAUUGUUUGCUCCUAUUGCCAAUAAUUGGGAAAGCUACAAUAUAACAGAUAAUCAAGGUGAAUUGGUUAGCGACAUUCAUGUAGGAUUAAAGAGUAGAUUGUGA
This is a messenger RNA of Entrophospora candida, 1863 nucleotides long. Lineage: Eukaryota; Fungi; Glomeromycota; Glomeromycetes; Entrophosporales; Entrophosporaceae. The record is from the annotation of a GenBank genome assembly.